This is a messenger RNA of Cottoperca gobio, 1896 nucleotides long. RefSeq names its product eukaryotic translation initiation factor 4A2 (gene eif4a2). The record is from RefSeq and is a predicted model, not a curated record. Lineage: Eukaryota; Metazoa; Chordata; Actinopteri; Perciformes; Bovichtidae. Gene Ontology annotation, molecular function: ATP binding; nucleic acid binding; RNA helicase activity.
GUCCGGCUGCAUAAAACCAGUUGGCAUCGCCAUGAGCGAUCUUUUCAGUCGCAUGCUGAAGUUGUGAACGGAUCAUGUCUAGCGAUUCUGCUGAUUACAACAGCUCAAAAGAUAGAGACCAUGGGGGGCCCGAUGGAAUGGAGCCUGAUGGUGUCAUCGAGAGCAACUGGAACGAGAUUACAGACAACUUUGAUGAUAUGAACCUGAAGGAGGCUCUUCUCAGGGGGAUAUAUGCAUAUGGUUUUGAAAAGCCAUCUGCCAUUCAACAAAGGGCAAUCAUGCCUUGUAUCAAAGGCUAUGAUGUCAUUGCCCAGGCCCAGUCGGGCACGGGCAAGACGGCCACGUUUGCCAUCUCUAUCUUGCAGCAACUGGACAUUGAGCUGAAGGAGACUCAGGCUCUAGUGUUGGCUCCCACCAGAGAGCUGGCUCAGCAGAUCCAAAAGGUCAUUCUGGCUCUAGGUGACUACAUGGGGGCAGCCUGUCAUGCAUGCAUCGGAGGGACUGAUCUCCGCAGUGAGAUACAGAAGCUCCAGGCUGAGUCCCCUCACAUAGUAGUGGGCACACCCGGUCGAGUGUACGACAUGCUUAACAGGGGCCAUCUGUCGGCAAAAUGCAUAAAGAUGUUUGUUCUGGAUGAAGCUGAUGAGAUGUUGAGCCGAGGGUUCAAAGAUCAGAUCUAUGAGAUCUUUCAGAAGCAGAGCACAAACAUUCAAGUGGUCUUGCUCUCGGCAACCAUGCCAGCAGAGGUGUUGGAGGUGACCAAGAAGUUUAUGCGAGAACCCAUCCGCAUCUUGGUGAAGAAAGAAGAGCUUACCCUUGAGGGGAUCAAGCAAUUCUACAUAAAUGUGGAGCGAGAGGAGUGGAAGCUGGACACCCUGUGUGAUCUGUAUGAAACGCUGACAAUCACCCAGGCUGUCAUUUUUCUCAACACCAGGAGAAAAGUGGACUGGUUGACUGAGAAGAUGCACGCUCGAGACUUCACAGUCUCUGCUCUGCAUGGUGAUAUGGAUCAAAAGGAGCGUGAUGUGAUUAUGAGGGAGUUCAGAUCUGGCUCGAGCCGAGUGUUGAUCACUACUGAUCUUCUGGCUCGUGGAAUUGACGUCCAGCAGGUUUCCUUGGUCAUUAACUAUGACCUUCCUACAAACCGAGAGAACUACAUUCAUAGAAUUGGUCGUGGUGGCCGUUUUGGCAGAAAAGGAGUUGCUAUCAACUUCGUCACUGAGGAAGACAAGAGGAUUCUUCGAGAUAUUGAGACGUUUUACAAUACUACUGUGGAGGAGAUGCCCAUGAAUGUGGCCGACCUGAUUUGAGCACUGAGAUUAUUUUUUAAAACGCAGUGAUAGCGAUCGUCCACUUGCAUUGUGCUUAUAUUAUUCGAGGGGAAAACUUCUCAAUGCUAAACCUUGGAUCUGAAUUUUGGUAUGUGUUAAAAGCGAGAGGUGACUUCUAUGGUGGUCCCUCUCGGACAGUUGUAGAUUCUAACCUCGACAGGUGACUGGUUGGAGCUACAAAGCCAUGGAGUCUGUAAUCUUAAAGGUUCUUAUUAGAUAUUUCUUUCCAUGUAAUCUGUGUGUAUCUGGUGAUGUUCUCCACCGUUUAGUAAUUUACUUGUGGACUAAAAGGUAUAAGUGCUGUAUAAAGUCUGCAAAUUAUGUUAUGCUAACAUAUGUACGGUGUAAUGUGGGACUGCCUAAUAGAGGCACUUGUGUCGUAUUGUAGAUUCACUUUUAUUAGUUAGUAAAUGUUUUUAAAUGUACCUUCCUUGCUAUUGAAUUCACUGGCAAUAUUAUGCAGACAUGUAGUUUUACCCUUUAGAGUAUAUUGCUUGGCUGUUUUUCAGAUUUCUUCCUCCCAGAGUUGUUUAAAUAUCUUAAUAAACUAAAAUGGCUGUAAGUA